Messenger RNA from Ahaetulla prasina, 6449 nucleotides. Its product is annotated as cytosolic phospholipase A2 beta-like. The record is from RefSeq and is a predicted model, not a curated record. Gene Ontology annotation, biological process: glycerophospholipid catabolic process. The transcript is spliced from 20 exons. NCBI's taxonomy places the organism in Eukaryota, Metazoa, Chordata, Lepidosauria, Squamata, Colubridae. Gene Ontology annotation, molecular function: calcium ion binding; calcium-dependent phospholipid binding. The coding region runs from base 109 to 2535 and encodes 808 amino acids. Gene Ontology annotation, cellular component: cytosol.
GUCUUUUGGGAUGUGCCAAGGAAGAGCGACAACAGAUUUGAGUGUUGUCUGUCUGUCAACUAACUGCUCAAUUGUUUCUAGUGUUUAUGAAAAGACUAUUUGACAAGAAUGGAGACCACAGAAGAGAAGAACCAACUAUUUCCACUAGCCCUGCUGUCAAUCAAGAUUCUGAAAGCCAGUAUCGUUACCUCUGAUACACCUAUUUCCGCAACUCAUUGCUACGUGACUUUGCACCUGCCAACAGCAUCACAGGAGGUAUUCAGAACCCAGACUGUCAGGAAUUCUUACUACCCAGUCUGGAAUGAAACAUUUUAUUUCAGGAUCCAAACCAAAAUCAAGAAUAUCAUACAGUUGGAAGUUUGCGAUGCUGAUCCAGUCACCAAUCGUGAUGUCCAUUUAAUUGUUCUUUUUGAUUUGUCAAAACUCCAGCCUGGAAGUCCAGUCCUUGAGAAAUUUUCCUUAAAACCAAAGAAACAAGAACAAUCUUAUUGUUAUGAAUUUCUAGAAGUGGAAUUCAAGCUGUCAGAUGUGCCAGGUCCUCCUGAGCAACUGAUUUCUAAUGGUGUCCUAGUGGCCCGUGAACUUUCCAUUCUGGAUGUAAAAGUGAGCAAGGAGGAUAAUGAAGAGGUUUUGAAAGCCAAUAAAAAUGUGGUCUUUUCAGUCGAACAAUCAUAUGAAGGAACACAGAAGACAAGCAAAAAUGUAGAUUCCUUCCGCUUUCAUUGCAUAAAAAGCUUUGGACCGGUACUAAAAGUUAAAGUUCAGAACGUUAUACCUAACAAGGCCAGUGAAUCUGAUUAUUCAUUAAUUUUGCCUUUGGAACUGCUUCCAGUUGGUUAUCAAGUCAAAGUUCAAUUACCAAUGGGGAAGGGUAGUACCUUGGAGCUGUACCUCCAGGUAAUUGACUGGUCACAGAACCUUGAUGUGCGUUUGGGUUAUGAACUUUGUCCUGAUGAGCAGGAUUUUCUGCGCAAGAGGAAAAAGGUUGUUGCGGAUGCCCUGUAUAAGCUUUUUAAUCUAGGAGAGGAGUUACAAGAGGAUGAGGUCCCAGUGAUUGCUCUUGUGGCAACUGGAGGUGGUAUCAGAGCCAUGACAUCCUUGUAUGCUCAACUUGCAGCCUUCCAGAAGCUGAACCUUUUGGAUUGCAUUACAUAUAUCACCACUGCUUCCGGAUCAACAUGGACGAUGACAAAUUUGUAUCAACAUAUUGACUGGUCACAUCAAAGUUUUGAAGUCCACAUUAAUACUGUAAAAAAACAGUUGCUGAAGGACAAAAAUAAAGUUAUUUCUAUUGAAAGAUUGAAGCAGUAUCACAAAGAGCUAACUGAGCGGAUCGAAGCUGGUCAUCUUACAUCUUUUACAGCACUCUGGGCCCUUAUUCAGGAAGCUUUUCUCCACAAUGGAGCAAAUUCCAGUAAGCUCUCAGACCAGCAACAGGCUUUGAAUCAGGGGCAGAACCCUCUUCCGAUUUACACAGCCAUAAAUGUCAAACAUGAAAAUGUCAGCACUUUUGACUUUAGAGAAUGGGUGGAGUUCAAUCCUUAUGAAGUGAGUUUCCUAAAAUAUGGUGCACAGAUUCGCUCAGAGGAUUUUGAUAGUGAAUUCUUCAUGGGAAAAGUGGUAAAGAAGAUCCCAGAGUCCCGGAUUUGCUAUAUGGAAGGUAUCUGGACUAACAUUUUCAGUCCAAAUCUCCUGGAUUGUUUGUACUGGACUGCAACACCAGAAGAAUUCUGGGAACGAUGGGUGAAAGACAUGUCAAUAAAGCAUCAGACUUAUUCUUCAAGUCAUUAUCCUGCCACGGUCUACAAGCCUCCAAGUUACCCCUACGGAAAACUUUGUGAAGUCUUCAAUGACAUUUUAACUGAUCGUCCUUUAAGGGGGGGAAAUCAUAACUUCCUACAAAGCUUUGAUUUUGAUAAAGAUUAUCUGCAUCAGAAAGAAUUCAUGAAAUGGAGUGAUACUGUAUUUGACACAUCUUCUAACAAGUUGACACCAAACACAAAAUCCCUCUGUUUAAUAGAUGUAGGAUAUUUUAUGAACAACAGUGGUAUAUCACUUCUCAAGCCAGAAAGGAAUGUGGAUAUAAUUAUUUUUCUGGAUUAUGGGUUGACUGGAAUCUUAAGGGAAAUGAAGCUGAUGGCUGAAUACUGUGAAAUCCAAGGCAUUCCCUUUCCAAAGAUUCAUAUGAAUGAGAAAGAGCGAAAGAAUAUGAAGGAGUGCUAUGUUUUCUCAGAUGAAGAUAAUCCUAAAGCACCAAUAGUUGUUUGUUUUCCACUGGUCUGCCACACCUUCAAAGAAUACUCAGCACCAGGGGUCAAACGCACUCCUUCCGAAAUGCAAGAAGGUGAAGUCAAUCUGGAAGAAGACGUCUCACCCUAUCAGACCCUUGAAAUAAACUAUUCUAAAGAAAACCUUGACAAACUAAUACACUUAUGCAGUUACAAUGUUCUUUAUAGCAAAGAUGUCAUCUUCCAAGCCAUUCAAAGUGCUAUGCAGAAAAAACGACACGGUGGGUCCCGAAAUGAUAAACAAUGAUUAUUUGUCUCUUUAAAGAGAAUGAAUCAAUAUGUAAAAUGAUGCAUUGUUUGAGGCAGUGUUAAUUGGUUGUCAAUAUGCUGCAGUUUGUUGGAUGCUUGGAUAAUUCUCACUCCUGAUUGAUUUAGCAAGUGGAUUUAAAACUAAAUAUACUGCUGUAGGGUUUCACAGCUGGUAUUUGCUGGGCAAUGAUGGGCUUCCGGGUUUUGUGAUCGUGGUCUAUAGAACAAAUGUUCUAUGUUAAACAGCAGCUCUGCCUUCAGAGGCAAAGGGGUCAGCUAGGCAGAAGUACAAGCCACUGAGCAAGGACUGACAGGGAUCCUAUCUUUAUAGUCAGACAUCCUGACCAGAGAUAAAAUCUAAAAAUUUUCCCUACCAGUUCUGUGGGCAUGGCUUAAUUGGUGGGCAUGGCUUGGUGGUCAGUUGACUGGGUGGGCAUGGGCAACAACAAUAAAUAAUAAAAAUAAUAAACAAAAUAUACAAAACAAUAAGAGGUACCAAAAACCAACUUUCACACUUUGCACACACACAACACAACACAAUUGACUCACACACAAUGUAAAAACAGCUGCACUUCACCCAAAAUGGCCCUUGCAACAAGCAGGAACCUCACACAGCCACAAAAAGCCCAAAAACCAACUUUCACACUUUGCACACACACGACACAACACAACUGAUUCUCUCUCAAACACACACACAAAAUGCCACAUACAGCUUUGUGAGAUUUUGUUUGUUUGUGUAAUUAGAGUGAAACACUACAGAAACACACCAAAUCUCAGAAAGCUGCACAAAUAUUUUAUUUUAUUAUUAUUUUUUUUACUAUUUUUUAGAUCAGGGGUCUCCAACCUUAAUAACUUUAAGGUUUGUGGACUUCAACUCCCAAAGUUCCUCAGCCAGGAAAGCUGGCUGAGGAAUUCUGAGAGUUUAAGUCCACAAACCUUAAAGUUACUAAGGUUGAAGUCCCCUGUUUUAGAUAAAAGCAGCUAAAUUUAAAACUUCCUUAACUUUAAAUUGCUGUCUAAAAAACUCCAACUUCUUUAAAAAAAACCAAUUAUUUUUUAAUAGUUUACUUACCCAAUUGAGGCAGGCAGAUUGAGUUGCUCACCGAGGAGAUGGAUUGCAGGCAGGCAGAUUCAAUUGCUAGCUGAUGCAACUGAUUGCAGCAGCCAUGGCUUUGCGAGCCCGAAAGGAGCAGCAAUUAUAGGUAAGUGAGGAGGGGGCGAUUGGGUAGGCAUGGGCGGGGGCUGUUGUAAGAGGUUGUAAAAAAGUGAUUUUAAAAGCCUGUGAUGAUGAGGCAACUCAGCUGGGAUCACCAGAGGAAAAAAUUUUUUAAAAGGCUCCUCUGACAAUCCCAGCUGAAGUUGCCUCAUUGCCAGAACCUCUUAAAAGGAUUAUUUUAACAACCUCAUCGGCCAAAAGAGCUUGCAGAAAACAUGUUUUUUAAGGUUCUGGUGAUGAGGCAACUCAGCUGGGAUCGCCAGAGGAGCCUUUUAAAACCUUUUGUUUUUGGCCGAAGAGGUUAUUAAAAAAAAGUUUAAAGGAUUCUGACAAUCCCAGCUGAACUGCGGGAUCAUCAAAGGCUUUUUUUUUACUUUUAAAGGCAUGUUUUUGGCUGAAGAAAAAAAAAACCUUUGAUGAUGGCGCGGCUCAGCUGGGGCAGGGGGCGGGGGCAGGGAUUUUUGCUACCAGUUCUCCAAACCACCAGCUGCCAUAGCUACCGGAUCAGGUGAUCCGGUCCAAACAGGGAGCAUUUCACCCUUGAUCCUGACUAAUUGGCCUUUAGCAGAGCGGGUUUCCAAUUGGGGCAGGUUGGUGAGAGCUAAGAGAGGGUGAGAGAUCAUGUUGCCUCUGAAAAUGUCAGACACAGCUCUAGAUCAGGGGUCACCAACCUUUUGGACCUCAGGGACCACUAAAUUCAUAAUUUUAAAUCCUGCGGACCACUAAUAUGAUCUGUCUAAUGACCGGCUGGGUGGACAUGGCUAGGUCAUGUGACUGGGUGGGCGUGGCCAACUAGAUGUCACUUAUGUGGAGGGGCGCCUCACCAGCCUCUACUCGCCCCUCCCCUUCCAGCCACUCCUCCCUCCCCAGGCUCCUUAGGGUCCCAACAGGAAGCAGUUGUUGGAGCCAAGCAGCCACCAUGAGAAACAGUUGGCAAAACAGCUGGCUCAGUUCAAAUUGGAUGCAACCGAGAAGGAGGCUCAGUAAAAGACCUCACUGAGGACUACAAGUAUAGGCUUUCCAAGCAGAGGGAAGAUCUGCAGGAGGGCAAGGCCAGGUACCGGCACCUGGAGGCUCAGCAGGCUGAGAUGGUCAGCCAGUUCCAGGCCAUGAUGCAGUCCCACUGGAACAAGGUCCUCUGGCUCUUCGCCACCAGCAGCGCUUCCUUCCACCCUUCCCCAAAAUCCUGCAUCAGGAGGCCGAAGCAGACCCCAACUCGGAAUUUCUGUCCCCCUCUGACCCACAUAAAAUGACCCCAAAAGUGGAGACUUUGCAGCAACACAAUGUUCACUGCACAUAUCUUUCCCAGGGGCCAUAGUUUGAAGACCCCAAUUUAGUGCAAUAUAAAUAUUGCAAAUAAUUUUUCUGCAGACCACCAAAAUUUUCUCAAAGACCACCAGUGGUCCAUGGACCACCAGUUGGUGACCGCUGCUCUAGAUGAUGGUCACUAAACCCUGAAGCUGAAUGGCUUUUAAACUCCUAAUUUAUUUGAAAUAGCCAUCUUGCAUCAGGUAAACUCUAGUUUGUGAGCCUGUAUGAUCAAGCUAUAAUUUGAUCAGUUUUGUUCUCUUAGUACUUAUAAUUCUAUUAUUUCUUCAAUUUUCUUAUAAAGGUGAGAUUAAUAAAAGACCUACAUUCAAAUAUUACCUAUUAGUGUUAUCCAAUAUUUACUGUUAGAAGUGAUUUUAGGAGAUGGUGUUGAGUGAAAUUGAUUGCAUACUGUUUUCUGAAGUAAUUGAACCACAAUUAUGUUUCUUUAUAACAUUGUAAGAGAACUUAUCCUCUAUCACUGUAUUAGAUAUGAUGAGGUGUGGUUGGAUUUUAACACUUGCAGAAAAGCGUGAACUGACUUGACUUUGUUCGGUAUCAGCUAUAAAUAGUUGCAGUAUAUAAACAGGGAUAAAUAUUUACUUUGUAAAAUGAGAGCUAUUCUUUGUUAUUUUAAGAGGACUGACACAUUUCACAUGUAAAUGAUAGCAGUUCAACAUGAAAAUUAUUUUAUUAUUUAAAUGGAAAUCUACCUGGAAAUAAGUUCAAUAAAUUCCAUAUGACUGAUUUUUGAAUUAAAACUCAGAAGUUUAGAAAAAAUUAGAGGCAAUUUAAGGGUUAACCAUUGGUAUUAAUUUGUUUGAAAUUCUAAAACCACAUUGGUGAACUCAACAGAUAUUGAACCAAAUUCUGAUUAUAUGCUUUCAAACAUGAGCCUAUAGCUUAAUUUAUUAUCUUAAUUUAUUGAAAGUGUCUCUGCUCUGAGACAUUUAUUUAAUAUAUUUCUGUACUGUUUCCCAUAUAAUUGCUUCUUGAAGAUGUUUAUUCUUUUAACUAUCUAAUGACAAUGCUGAAACUUCAAAUGUUAUCUCACAUGUGGAAUAAUGAUAAAUGAAGGACAAUCUUUUUUAUCACGAAGAUCUGAUUAAAACUCAACUAUGGAAGCUAAACUCUUGGUAGCUAUUGCCUGACAGCUAUUGGUUUGCUAUUUUCUGUGACUUAAUUUAUUGAGUCCUCUCCCAUGACACAUGUUGUUAACCUUUUUUUGAAAAAGAUUUACUCAUUUAUCCAUUGUAGAAUGAAAAACGUAAUUUUUUUGAGAUUAAUCUGAGAAAAUGCUACUGUUCUUCAAAAAUUCUCCUUACCAGAGACUUCUGUACCCUAUUACUGUGGGAAAAAACUCUAGAAAUGUCUGUAGCAGUAUACAC